AUGCAAAUAUGUUAUGACUAUGCGUUGAAAUCAAAAUUGUGUUUCCUUCCCAUCCAACCUCUUUUUUCCGUGUCAUCUCUUUCUAUUUCUCUGCCCCGAGCUGCGACACGAGGUGCGCAGCUCACAGUCACGACGUCUUCUCCAAAGCGCCGCAAAGUUUCCCCAGAGCCUCGCACCAGUCCAGGCCUUCGAGCUCGACGUCACGGCCGCUCCGAACCUCCCUCCCGCUCUCGCCACCCUACAUCUUCAAGCCGGAGCAGCUCGUCCCUCUCUCCGCCCAGAUACGUGCCAGCUCAUCUGCAGUUUCAAUCUGAGACUGUGCCUGGUGGCCGUUCGCCGACUCCCGCGACCGCGACCGCCGGACUCACUCUCUCAAGCGAGCAUUCCGACAUGCCCUCCGACAUUCGAGAGGGCACCCCUCUGAACGCCGAUGGCCGCUCAUCUUCUCCCGGCGAAAAGCGCCCGGCAUCGGAAAUCACUGACUCCGACCCGGAAGGAGGCGUGAGCACGAAUCUUUGCAGCAAUGCGCGCGCCACCGGGGACAAGGCCCGCACAGGCGAUAACUCUGCGGCUCCCACCGCUUCGCGUACGGAUACCGAUGCGCCAGCUGCGGCUCAGCAGUCCGGAUCGGAAUCAUUGAAAUCAGACAAACCUACGAUCGACGAGCAAGUGGCAAAAGUGAAUGCGUUGAGGAACCAGCCGAUACAGAAUGGUCAGAAGGGUUAUGUGGUCUCCAUGGCUUGGUUGAAGAGGGUGCUGGCCAGAACUACCGCCUACGCAGAUCAGGCGGACAAGGAUUCCCAGGAAGCUGAGCUCGGUCCUAUCGAUAACAUGGAUAUCGUGCUAGACACCGACCCCUCCACUCCCAGCUUCAAAGAUGAGUCGGGCGAAACGUUUGUGCCGAUGCGCCCUGGCUUGCAAGUUGAUCAGGAUUUCGUAGUUGUUCCCCAGCAGGCUUGGGACCUGAUGCGCGGAUGGUACGGCGUUGCCGACCAGUCGCCUAUCAUCGUUCGAUACGCUCACAACACGAACUCGCCUGGCGAGGACGAGACGAUUGAGUACGAGACAAAUCCUCCAAUCUUCACAAUCUUCAAAUUAUCCAACCCUUCCGCGGGAACUACGCCAACAACACUAAAAGAAAAGGAUCUUCCGUCCGUCAAGAUAUUGGCUAGUCGCCAGACAAAUUAUCAGAAGUGGUUGAAGGACGCAAAAGAACAAGCUGGAAUCGAGAUGUCUACCAAAGUCCGAGUCUGGAAGAUUCUUCGUCUUCCUCAGAGCACAAACGGUUCGACCGUUACGACCCCGGCUGUUUCCCGCAGUACCUCACCUGCUCCGGCCUUUGCACUGGUUCCCAGCAAGACCGACAAGCUUCUCAUGGAUUUGAAUGUUUUCCUUGGUCUCCCAGAGGGAAGCCAGCGAGAAUUGCUUGACCGUGCCAAAGACCAGACCAACAACGCAAACUACAAUGGCCGCAUGAAUCUGGAUAUGGCUGGUCUCGGAAACGCGGAUUGCCUUGUUCUGGAGGAGCAAAUCGGUGGAACGAAGGGUGGGGAUUGGGUAUCAGAGGCAUCUGCAAGGACCUUGAAGAACUUGGGCAUCCCAGUGAAUCAGCCCAAGACUCUCACUAUCAAAAUUGCCGAGAACAGCCCACCAGCCAGUACCACCAGUGGUAGAUCCACUCCCUCUGGGCCUACCCCUAUCAAAGGAUUCACUGCUCGAGGCCGCAGGGGCCGACCACAGAGACUUCUAGGACUGGAGAACCUCGGCAACACCUGCUACCAAAAUUCAGCACUGCAAUGUCUGCGAGCCGUGGAGGAGUUGACAUACUAUUACCUCAGUGGCGCAUACAAAGCCGAAUUGAACCUCGGAAACCCUCUUGGCUACAAGGGUGCGAUUGCCAAAGGAUGGGCUACUUUGCUUGAUCAGUUGUACAACUCGGAGUCAGGAGAGAGAUUCGCCAAUCCCAAACGUUUCCGGCAUACGAUCGGUCGUUUCUACGAACCUUUUGCUGGCUGGGAACAGCAGGACAGUCAGGAGUUCGUCAUGUUCAUCCUAGAUGCACUCUCAGAGGACACGAACCGUAUUGCGAAGAAGCCAUACACGGAGAUUCCUGACUCUACCGAUGAAAUGGUUCACAAUCGCAAGGCUUUGGAAGAAUUUGCGCUGAGAUCAUGGGACAUCUACAAAUCCCGCAAUGACUCCGUCAUCACCGACCUUUUCGCUGGCAUGUACAAAUCAUCUGUGUGUUGCCCAGAUUGUGAGAAGACAAGCAUUAUCUUUGAUCCUUUCAGCACUCUCACGCUCCCAAUUCCGGGUCCCCCGGCCCUUAUUACCCGAAAGGUGACUUUCGUUCCUCUCGAAGGCCAUCCUGUUUGCCUAAGCGUUCAGCUGGAAGCGUCUCUCAGUUUGAAGGGCUGGAAAGAGUAUGUUGGCAAAUGGAUGGGUGUUAAUGCAGACCAAAUUGUUGCGGGUGAGGUCCACCACGGCUCGUUCUGGCAAUUGUUCCUAGACGACGACGUUUCUUUCGGCUCUCUUCGCACAAAGAUUGACGAUCAGAUCCUGUUCGCCGACGUGGGUCCUCUUGAUGAAGAAGGCAUCCUUCUCCCUAUCUUCCACCGCAAGAACACAUCUCGCAAUGCCAAGAACAACUUCCGCGAUUUGUUUGGCCUUCCAUCAUUCGUCCACUUGUCUCAGGCGGAAUCUCAUGACUUUGAGGCAAUUUACCGCAAAAUUCUCCGCUCUGUUGCGACGAUGACUACUCGUGACAUCCUGAAUAAGGACGAGCCCAGCCUGGAUGACCAAGGCACAGAUGACUCAGACACCGUUGUCACCACAGAAGAUGACGCUCACUCAGCUGACUCCAAGAUCAAAAGCUCAUCUGUAGAAGGUGACGACAGUCUUGUGGACGUUUCCAUGCAAGACGCCCAGACUCCAAAGACUGGCGAUGAUAUGGAAGACUCGGCUUCUGACUCUGACUCCGCGGACUUGCUGCCUCAUCAUCCCCUGGCUGGCAGAAUUUCCCGAGAGCUAUUGAGUCUUUUCGAGGCCAAGGUCCUGGCCACCAAGUCUCCUCUUCCCGAUGGCCGCACUCUAGGCCAAAUCAGAAAUAAAGAAUUGCCUUUGAUUUCCUCUCGUAUUCCAACUGACCAUGAUUCCAAGAAGGGCUCCGACUCUGCUUCCCAUGUUUCAGCAGAAGACAACAGUGAUGACUACAGCGAUACCGAUGGAUCGGAUAUGGAGACCACAAAGGAAGAGUCGAUCCUUCGCCAAGGCGAUGGCAUAGUGUUGGAUUGGACAAAUGAAGGCUUCGAUGCCCUGUUCGGCGGUAACCAGCGUGACAACGAGCUUCGAGGCCAGCCUUCCUACAACAACGUCAAGGUUCUCACGGACCCUGAGGCCGUCGCCAAGCGUCAGGAGCAGGCGAAGCUGAAGGCUGCUGGUGUCACUCUCGAUCAAUGUCUGGAUGAGUUCAGCAAAGAGGAGGUGCUUUCCCGUGGAGAUGCUUGGUACUGCCCUCGUUGCAAGAAACAUGUGCAGGCCCACAAGAAGUUCCAGCUGUGGAAGGCUCCCGACGUUCUGGUCAUCCAGCUCAAGCGUUUUACCCAGGCCCGUAGCUUCCGAAGCAAGCUGGACACCCUGGUCAAAUUCCCUCUUGAUAAUCUGGACUUGAACGGUCGUGUGGAGGGUCCUGCAGAUGGAAAGAGCUUGGAGUACGAUCUUUUCGCCAUCGACAACCACCUCGGUGGACUGGGUGGGGGCCAUUACACUGCUUACAUCAAGGACUUCUUGACCGGUGAAUGGAACCAUUGCAAUGAUACCCACGUUCGCCCUGUCACACAGCUUUCAUCUAUGAUUUCCUCCAAUGCCUAUCUCCUAUUCUACCGUCGUCGUUCCGCUCGUCCAUUGGGCAACCAGGAAUUGCAGGAAAUGGUGGAGUCUUACAAGACUCCUACGGCUGACGGUGGCAAUUCGUCUGCCUCCCAGUCACCUUCGGGGGACGGCCUCGGCGCCUCCUCCCGCAAUGGCUCUUCGAGCGCCUUAGCCCCAGCCGGGGCAACCCCCCAAGCGGGAAAUAGUGGUUUGCGCGCCAACAAUGUGGGGACGGAGGAGAACGAUGACGACGAAUAUUCUACAGACGAUGACAGUGAUACUGGCUUCGAAAAUGGCGAAUCCGAAGGUAUGACUCUCACCAACAACGAAGAUGAGUCCGAUCACGAGGACGAGGGACUCCCGUACCAGGACCCAUUCAGCAUCUUCAAGGAGCCUUCCUGGUCCUUCGAUCAAGCGACCGAAGCUCACGACAUUCCACAGAUGACUCCAGUUAAUGCCUCUCAUGACGACGCUGGGCUUUUUGAUGACAACGACAGCACCGUUGCAGUCGGUGACGAAAUGGACAUGGACACUGGUCUCCACGACCUUGAUGAAGCUACUCCCGCCGCUCCCACUCCCCAGACUGGUGCCUCUUUCGUUUCCAUGAUGGAAGAUGAGUCCUCCGACGAACUCCCGGUUAUGGAGUUGCGUGUGGGCGACGAGGACAAGAUGAUUUCGGAUUAA
Penicillium canescens is the source of this 4554-nucleotide messenger RNA. Its product is annotated as putative ubiquitin-specific protease UBP12. Gene Ontology annotation, biological process: protein deubiquitination. The coding region runs from base 1 to 4554 and encodes 1517 amino acids. NCBI's taxonomy places the organism in Eukaryota, Fungi, Ascomycota, Eurotiomycetes, Eurotiales, Aspergillaceae. The transcript is spliced from 5 exons. The record is from RefSeq and is a predicted model, not a curated record. Gene Ontology annotation, molecular function: cysteine-type deubiquitinase activity.